AUGGACGUGAACAUGGACGUGGACGUGGACAUGGACGUGGACGUGGACGUGGACGUGGACGUGGACGUGGACAUGGACGUGGACGUGGACGUGGACGUGGACGUGGACGUGGACGUAGACAUGGACGUGGACGUGGACGUGGACGUGGAGAACUUGGACGUGGACAUGGACGUGGACGUGGACGUGGACGUGGACGUGGAGAACUUGGACGUGGACAUGGACGUGGACGUGGAGGUGGACAUGGACGUCGACGUGGACGUGGACGUGGACAUGGACGUGGACAUGGACGUGGACGUGGACGUGGACGUGGACGUGGACGGGACAUGGACGUGGACGUGGACGUGGACGUACGUGGACGUGGACAUGGACGUGGACGUGGACAUGGUCGUGGACAUGGACGUGGACGUGGACGUGGACGUGGCGAUGGACAUGGACGUGGACGUGAACGUGGACGUGGACGUGGACAAGGACGUGGACAUGGACGUGGACGUGGACGUGGACGUGGACAUGGACGUGGAGGUGGACGUGACGUGGACGUGGACGUGGACGUGGACGUGA
Messenger RNA from Closterium sp. NIES-65, 558 nucleotides. NCBI's taxonomy places the organism in Eukaryota, Viridiplantae, Streptophyta, Zygnematophyceae, Desmidiales, Closteriaceae. The record is from the annotation of a GenBank genome assembly.